Messenger RNA from Epinephelus moara (kelp grouper), 2631 nucleotides. It is a transcript of the gene znf710a, whose product is annotated as zinc finger protein 710a. The coding region runs from base 61 to 2040 and encodes 659 amino acids. The record is from RefSeq and is a predicted model, not a curated record. NCBI's taxonomy places the organism in Eukaryota, Metazoa, Chordata, Actinopteri, Perciformes, Serranidae. The transcript has 4 exons.
GUGUUAUGUGUUUUGUUCCAGGAGGAGGAGAGUAGCCGCUUGGUGCGGACCUACCCCAAGAUGACUGAGGGCCACGUGGAUGUGGGCACGCAGACGGAGCCCGUGGUGGUGCUAUCUCUGGCUCAGGCUGCUGUUCUCGGCCUCAUCUCCCAGAAUGAAAUCUUUGGGGCCACCAUAGCUCCAAAUGGCUUUUACACAGGGGAGCCCAGAGAGUGUCCUCCUCCUCCACCUGAGGCAAUGGAGUAUGAGUACGCUGAUCAGCUAAUAGGGGCCAACGGAGACUACCUGGCUGAGCCUUCUGGGGAGCCAGAGCCUCAGCCCCACUGCAGUGAGAGAAGGCGGCCGGGGCCCCGUGGGAGAACCAAGAGGCCCAGGAGUGAGGAGGGUCACCCACACAAAGUAGCAAGUCCACAGGCUCAGGUUAAAGGUGAACGGCUUGACUCUGAUAGCCCUCCGUCUUGCAUUCACAUGAACAGCAGGCAAAGUCCCGGCAAGUCAGAGGAUCCAGUCACUCAACAAGGUCCUCUGAAAGAGGAGCAGGCCUGCGGAAACUGUCCCUCAUGUGUGAGAGACACACCCAGGCCACAAACAGACGGACAGCCAGAACAGGAAGAAGAAAACACUGGUAGAGAAAGAGAGAGGAAGGAAGAAGAGUUGGUGGUAGAGGAAGAAGAGGAGGAGGAGGCGCUAAACCUCAAGACCAGUGGCGACACUGGCAGUCCUCUGGAGAACCGCUAUUACGAGUCCAACGAGGUGGCCUACGAGUCCGCUGACAUGGCCCUGCCAGGAGAAUAUGAGGAGAACGGCCAGGCCAUGCUGUGGUCAGACCCAGAGGGCCUCGCCAGACGAAUGCAGAUUGACCGGUUGGACAUCAACGUACAGAUCGAUGAGUCUUACUGCGUAGAUGUGGGCGAGGGUCUGAAACGCUGGAAGUGUCGCAUGUGCGAGAAGUCAUACACAUCCAAAUACAACCUCGUCACUCAUAUCCUGGGCCAUAAUGGAAUAAAGCCCCAUGAAUGUCUACACUGUGGGAAGCUCUUCAAGCAGCCGAGCCACCUCCAGACUCACCUGCUCACCCACCAGGGCACCAGACCUCACAAGUGCACCGUUUGUGAGAAGGCCUUCACGCAGACCAGCCACUUGAAGAGGCACAUGCUGCAGCACUCAGACGUCAAACCAUACAGCUGCCGCUUCUGCGGUCGCGGCUUCGCCUACCCCAGCGAACUGAGGACCCACGAGAACAAACACGAGAACGGCCAGUGCCAUGUCUGCACCCAGUGCGGCCUCGAGUUCCCAACCUACGCGCACCUGAAGCGCCACCUGGCCAGCCACCAGGGCCCGACCACGUACCAGUGCACGGAGUGCCACAAGUCCUUCGCCUACCGCAGCCAGCUGCAGAACCACUUGAUGAAGCACCAGAACGUGCGGCCCUACGUCUGCCCCGAGUGCGGCAUGGAGUUUGUCCAGAUCCACCACCUUCGACAACACGCGCUCACUCACAAGGGCAUGAAAGAAUUCAAGUGCGACGUCUGCGCCAGAGAGUUCACCCUGUCUGCCAACCUGAAGAGACACAUGUUGAUCCACGCCAGCGUGCGGCCCUUCCAGUGCCACGUCUGCUUCAAGACCUUUGUCCAGAAGCAGACCCUUAAAACGCACAUGAUUGUCCACCUGCCGGUCAAGCCUUUCAAAUGCAAGGUGUGCGGAAAGUCUUUCAACAGAAUGUACAACCUCCUCGGCCACAUGCACCUCCACGCCGGCAGCAAGCCCUUCAAGUGCCCUUACUGCACCAGCAAGUUCAACCUGAAGGGCAACCUCAGCCGACACAUGAAGGUCAAACACGGCAUCAUGGACACCUCGAUAGACGGACAAGAACCCCCCCAAGAUCCAGAGGGCCAGGAGGACUACGAGGAGGAGAGCUUUGAGUUCAGCGAGCGAGAAAACCGAGCUAACAACAACAACACACCAGACAUUGCUAAACUAUCUCAAAUGGAGUAUUACAGCACCUAUGGGAAGGGCGCAGGGCGCUUCAGCACUGCAUGAAUUAUUGAAAUGACCCCAAAUUGAAUAUAAGUGUGAACUAAUGAAAACGGGAUUUUUUUGUUUUGUUUUUGCCUUUAAAGGCAUAGUGCUUGGGUUGUUCUUCAAGCAAACUGCACAUUCAUAUGCACUGGAAUCACCCGUAAUGCUACAAGAAUUUGGAAAUGUAUACUUUUGACCUUAUUACAUAUUUUUCUUCUCUAAAAACACAGCAAAUCUACUGAUAGAUAUAUUAUAUUUGAGAUAAGUGGACUGUCUAAAACAGGAGCAUUUAGGUUAAAAAAAAAUCUAUACAAAUAUACAGAUGUUAUUUGCUUAAAGACAGGAUCAUCAUCAUCUGAGCCAAACUUAAAAAGCACAUUUUUAGCUUCAAGCUUAAAAGCAUCUGGUGGUGUUACACUGCACUUACUCAUCCAGACAAUCCCGGUCGCUCUCAGUCUGCUGGGGUAGUAAACUAAUGUGAAGGGUUAAAGAAGGGAACAGCUCAUUUCACUUGCCAAAGCUUAUCAAGUUGCAGAGGUUAAUGAUUCACUUUGAUUAUAACUGUGAUAAAUUAAAUCUGGAGGUCUGCGAAACGAGUUCCACUGGAUCUGU